AUGCUAAACGUUCAGGAGAGAUUCAUCCACAAAUCAUCUCAUCACAAACUAAUACUGGAGAACGAUCUGAUUUUAAUCCUUCUCUGGUCCGUCUUUAUUAAUACAACCUUGGACUUCGAAGAAGGUCAAAAUGUUUUUAUAGAUCAGCAGUGCGCUUAUACAAACUGUUUUGUGACAUUGAACAAAGACUAUCAGAACGGUGAUAUAGAUAUCUUUGAUGCUAUCGUGUUCAACGUUACUACUAUGGCGAACUGGCAUCUCCGCAAUCUCCCGAAGAAAAGGGCUGACCACCAAAAAUAUAUAUUUCAUAGCAUACAGUCGUCUUCGAGUUAUGUUAUUUGCCCUACUUACACUGAUGACUUCUUCAACCUCACUUGGACUUAUAAGUUGGAUUCCGAUAUACCAAGUCCACUGUUUGAAGUUAAAGACUUGGAUGGACGAGUCGUUGCCCCGAAAAUAGUCAAACCAAAAUGGGAAACCACCAUGAGUAAUUUAACUGAAUAUGAAAGAACGAAUUUAAGAAGGAAAAAGAAAGCCAUGAUUUGGAUUGUUGAUAGAUGCGACGAUGGUAGUUUGCACUACGCAAAGCGUUUGCAGUCUGCGUUUAGGAAGAACUUUCUGGAUUUCGACAUAUUUGGCUGUGGGAUGUUUGAAUGUCCGGAGAAUAUUUGUUAUCGAGUUAUAAAGCAGAGUUACUAUUUUUACUUUGUGCCUGAGUAUAGUGGUGCCACAGAUUAUGUGAGUCGUGAUGUUCUUACGGCUUAUAAUAAUUAUGCCGUGCCAGUAGUUAUUGGAAAUGCUGAUUAUAAAAGAUUCCUUCCUGACAGAUCUUACAUCAACAUCAAGACAAUGUCCCAUGACGCUAUAAUAGCGUUACUCAAAUACACAAUAAACAACCCAGCUGUAUAUCAAAGCUUUCAUCGCUGGCGGAAUCUUUACACCAUUACAGAGAGAAACGUGGAAAAAGGGCUCUGUCACUUGUGCGCGAAACUAAAUGAAGGGAAGGGGUCUUAUGCGAAAAGAAACUUUCGGAGAUGGUGGUACCCUGGUUCCUUGCGCGAUCGGUGCUUGCCCGGAGGUGCUGAAACGUAUCGUGAAGGCCUAGCUUAUUUAAAUGAUACCAAACCUAUACACAAAUAA
Messenger RNA from Leptosia nina, 1140 nucleotides. The record is from the annotation of a GenBank genome assembly. Lineage: Eukaryota; Metazoa; Arthropoda; Insecta; Lepidoptera; Pieridae.